Amphiprion ocellaris (clown anemonefish) is the source of this 2434-nucleotide messenger RNA. RefSeq names its product protein phosphatase 1 regulatory subunit 3G (gene ppp1r3g). NCBI's taxonomy places the organism in Eukaryota, Metazoa, Chordata, Actinopteri, Pomacentridae. Gene Ontology annotation, molecular function: glycogen binding; protein phosphatase 1 binding. The record is from RefSeq and is a predicted model, not a curated record. Gene Ontology annotation, cellular component: protein phosphatase type 1 complex. Bases 84 to 899 code for a protein of 271 amino acids. The transcript has a single exon. Gene Ontology annotation, biological process: regulation of glycogen biosynthetic process.
CGCGCUGCUCGUCCAGCACCGGAGGGGCGGGAGUGUAUAGAAGCGGCUCCUCACCGCCCCGCAGCACACCGGCCCCGGGCCCCAUGUCCCGCUCACCGCCACGCUGCCCCACCGGCGGGGAGUCGCUCCCCCCGGGCCGGUUACCGGAGAACGGCCUGGAGGAGCCGCAGGAGGAGGAGGAGGAGGAGGAGGAGGAAGACCUGGACGACGAGCAGGACGCGUCCCGGCUGGAGAGGUUCCUGAAGGACCGGAGGAGGGCCCGGUCCCUGCCCGCCUACCCGGUGGUGCUGCUGGAGCCGGAGUCCGGCGGCGGGAAGCGCGUGAAGUUCGCCGACUCCAUGGGCCUGACUCUGGAGAGCGUGAAGCACUUCAGCGCGCUGGAGGAGCCGCAGAUCCCGUCCAAGGUUCUGUCCCGACACCGGAGCUUCCCGCCGCAGCAGCACGAACUCCUGACCGACCUGCGCCACCGCCUGCAGGCCGGCCGGGACACCGACCGGCUGGUCGCCUGCUUCCCGGAGCUCCGGGACGCGGAGCGGCGCGUGCGGCAGCUGCGGGUCUGUCUGGAGCGCGUGACCAUCACGCAGUUUGACGUGCGCGGGCAGAUCCGGGUCCUGGACGGCCGCGAGGACAAGGAGGUCGGAGUCAGGUACACCUUCAACGACUGGCUGUCCUACGUGGACGCGCAGGCCGUGCCCGUGGCCGCGGAGCAGCCGGACCUGGUGGGGGAGCGCUACGUGUUCACGGUGUACACGCCGCCCUUCAUGGAGCCCGGCUCGGCCGUGCACCUGGCCGUGUACCUGAAGAGUGACGAGGGGGAGUUCUGGGACAACAACGGGGGGCAAAACUACAGCCUCCGGUACCAGAGCAUGCCCGGGACCGCAGCCUCCCACGCCACCUGAGCCGCGCGUAAAAGCGUUCCAUCCGUGCGUAAAAGCGUUCCAUCCGUGCGUAAAAGCGUUCCAUCCGUGCGUAAAAGUGUUCAAUCCGUGCGUAAAAGUGUUCAAUCCGUGCGUAAAAGUGUUCCAUCCGUGCGUAAAAGUGUUCCAUCCGUGCGUAAAAGUGUUCCAUCCGUGCGUAAAAUCUCUCCUUAAGCUGAAAGAAAUGAUCAACACUCAGGAAAAUAAUGGUUCCUUAAAGGUUCUUCAAAGUUCCCCAGCAGCUGAAGGUCCUCUUCAUCUAGAGGUUCUUGAAAGGUUCGUCUUCGUUUUAUUGGAGGUUUGUGGUUUGGUGUAAAAUCCCAGCUGCACUAAUUGUUCCUUUCAAACAUCAGUGAUAAAUCUGGGUUCCUGACAGAACAAAGAGAACCACAAACUGAGCAGUGAUUCAGGAACUUGUUGCCAUUAAAGAAGAUAAAUGUUCUGAUUCGCUGGUGACCAAGCAUCAAUCAGCUCUUUGUUGUUUUAAAUUAAACUGAGUAUUUGCUGUUAAUUGGUUUAAAUUAAAUUUAACUGGUUGUGAAUGAAUUAAAUUGUCUGAAUAACUUUGUGUUUCUUCACCAGGAGUUCAGGUUUUAAAGUGAGGAACCAGAAACGCUGUAGGUUCUUUGACUUUUAUUCUGAAUAAUCACGUUUCCGAACAGAAGCAGGUGGAAAACGUUCCUUAAAGAACCCGUUUCUGUGAACAAGAUGUGAAGGAAGCAGCUGGAGGUUCUUGGAGGAACCUUUGGCUUCAUGGUUCCUGGUUCAGCUUCUCCUCUGAUCUCUGAACGUCCUGUAGACGUCUUGGUUCCUCUCAGAGGUUUCAGCUGAUCUUCAUCCUGGACUUCUUCACCAGCAGGUUAAAGAUGUUCUCAGGUUCUGGAAUAAAUCACGUGAAGUUCCUUCAUCUUCAUUGGAAGCUCAGAACAAAGUCGGUUUGUUGGUUUUGUGACUGAAGAUGCUGCAGAUGUUUCUCCUGGUUUCUUCUCUGUUGGUUUAAUUUUUCUUUGAGCUGAAGGUUAGUUUGAUGAAAACAUUAAAUCCUUCAUGAGGUUCUGCUGAUUUACUGCUAGAAAAAAACACAAAAAUCGCUGUGAUUUUGUUCAAACUAAGCAUCAUAAAGCUGCUCGCUGUUCGUAUUCAGUGAUUUUCAAACAAAUUAAAAUGAUGUUUUGAAUUCUGCUUCCUGAUUGUUUGUUUGGAACCACCAGGAUUUUAUUUUUCAUUUCUGAAUUAAAAAGAAUAAAUAAAUCCAUGUUUGGUUCAGAAACAAAGAAGGAAGAAAAGAGUCGUCAAAAACCAAAACAUUUUCCCCAUUUUUCAACUGAAAUGUCAGAUAUUAAAGAAACUCUCUUAUUAUUUUUUCUGUUUAAACAAAAAAAAACUGAUGAAAAAUGGACUUGUUCUAUUUUUUUCAUUUUUUUGUUGUUUUAACCAAAGAGAGAGAGAAAAAAAUGUGCCUUUAAAAAUGUAGUUUGUCAUUUCAUCCAUUAAAGCUAAAAUUCAAACAUAACAAA